Messenger RNA from Marmota flaviventris (yellow-bellied marmot), 2237 nucleotides. It is a transcript of the gene Hnf4g, whose product is annotated as hepatocyte nuclear factor 4 gamma. NCBI's taxonomy places the organism in Eukaryota, Metazoa, Chordata, Mammalia, Rodentia, Sciuridae. Gene Ontology annotation, cellular component: nucleus. Gene Ontology annotation, molecular function: RNA polymerase II cis-regulatory region sequence-specific DNA binding; nuclear steroid receptor activity; zinc ion binding. Gene Ontology annotation, biological process: regulation of DNA-templated transcription. The record is from RefSeq and is a predicted model, not a curated record.
AUGAUGAGGAUAUCAGAACCGAUUCUGGACAUGGACGUGGGAAAUUACAGUGAAGUUUUGGACCCAAAUUAUACCACUUUGGAAUUUGAAACGAUGCAGAUUUUAUAUAAUUCAAAUGAUAGUUCUGCCCCAGAGACAACAACUAUGAAUACCACAGACAACGGUGUAGGUGUCAAUUGUCUGUGUGCCAUAUGUGGGGACAGAGCAACAGGAAAACACUAUGGGGCAUCGAGCUGUGACGGGUGCAAGGGCUUCUUUCGACGCAGCAUACGCAAGAGUCAUGUUUAUUCCUGCAGGUUCAGUCGCCAAUGUGUUGUUGACAAGGACAAAAGGAAUCAAUGUAGAUACUGUCGAUUAAGAAAGUGUUUUCGAGCAGGAAUGAAAAAAGAAGCUGUGCAAAAUGAACGCGAUAGAAUAAGCACCAGAAGAAGCACAUUCGAUGGCAGCAAUAUCCCCUCCAUAAACACACUGUCACAAGCUGAAAUUCGGUCUCGCCAGAUCUCAGCCUCAAGCCCUGGGGUCAGCACUGACAUAAAUGUUAAGAAAAUUGCAAGUAUUGGUGAUGUCUGCGAAUCUAUGAAACAGCAGCUUUUAGUCUUGGUGGAAUGGGCUAAAUAUAUUCCUGCCUUCUGUGAGUUACCACUGGAUGACCAGGUGGCCCUGUUGAGAGCUCACGCAGGGGAGCACUUACUGCUUGGAGCUACGAAAAGAUCCAUGAUGUAUAAAGAUAUUUUGCUUUUGGGCAACAACUACGUCAUUCACCGAAACAGCUGUGAAGUCGAGAUCAGCCGUGUGGCCAAUCGGGUCCUCGAUGAGCUUGUCCGACCAUUUCAGGAAAUCCAGAUUGAUGACAAUGAGUAUGCUUGCUUGAAGGCAAUUGUGUUUUUUGACCCAGAUGCAAAAGGACUAAGUGACCCAGUAAAAAUUAAGAACAUGCGGUUCCAAGUGCAGAUCAGUCUAGAGGACUACAUCAACGACAGGCAGUAUGACUCCCGGGGCAGGUUUGGGGAGCUGCUCUUGCUCCUGCCCACGCUGCAGAGCAUCACGUGGCAAAUGAUCGAGCAAAUACAGUUUGUGAAGCUUUUUGGAAUGGUUAAAAUUGACAACCUGCUUCAGGAAAUGCUACUGGGUGGUGCUUCCAAUGAUGGAAACCAUCUUCAUCAUCCAAUGCACCCACAUUUGUCUCAAGAUCCAUUAACUGGACAAACUAUACUUUUAGGUCCCAUGUCAACAUUGGUUCAUACGGACCAGAUCUCAACUCCUGAAACCCCACUACCUUCACCACCACAAGGCUCUGGACAAGAACAGUACAAAAUAGCUUCAAAUCAAGCUUCAGUCAUUUCACACCAGCCCCUCUCCAAACAAAAGCAAUUGUGAGAAUGUGUUUACUUCUGAAUAGCACUGCACAAAUGUGAAAGGCUUUUGGUCUUGAAAUAUCUCAGGAUAUAACUUUUGGCAAACUCUUAGCCAAGGCUUCUUCAUGGUGCUGUUAUAAAAUGGUGUCCUGUUUUCUUGUUUAUAUGCUCAUUUUGUUUGUCUUUGCUAUGGUGUAAAACUUUCAUAUGCAACCAAUGUACAUUUGAGUUGGAAUUUGUUUAUAUAGUCUCCAACUGCCCCUGCACUGUGCCUGAACUGGUUAAAUCUUAUGUACUACUUUCAUUUGUUUUCAUAAUAUUAAUUUAAAUCUGUAAAUAAUUGCUUUGCUGUGAUGUGAUGCAGAACUAAGUGUUCUUUUUGGCUAAGAACAGAUCAGAAAUCCAAGGUUAAUAUGAAAUGAACCAGGUUUUUUUUUUUUUUUUUUUAUAAAUUAUAAACUUGCAGAUUAGAAAAAUAAAGCAGUGACUAUAGAGUAGAGGACAUUUCUUUGAAGAAGAAUCACUACUUAUGGGCAUUCUGUGGCCAACAAGCAUGUCUUUGGUUCACGGUUCUGAAGUUCAGAAUAUUAUAAAAAGCCAUUCUAAGAAUAACUGUAUACUCUUUGAAAUCUGUGUUUGAAGAUGUAGUCUAAGAUAUCAGUUAGAAUGUAAGCUAAACUGUAACAAAGAUGCCCCUAAAACAAUGUUUAAACCAAGAGAGACAUUUAUUUCUCUCUCCUCAAACAGUCUAGCAAUAGUCAUCCAUUGACUAGAAAUUAGCACAAACCUGCACCCAGGGAGGCCAGGGGAAUCAUCUUUGUGUAGGAAGCCUGUUCCAGCUAAUGCUGGAUAUCUCUGGGAGAACUGAACUGGGGAUAAAUU